Messenger RNA from Pseudovirgaria hyperparasitica, 3936 nucleotides. RefSeq lists its product as uncharacterized. The transcript is spliced from 3 exons. Bases 205 to 3774 code for a protein of 1189 amino acids. Lineage: Eukaryota; Fungi; Ascomycota; Dothideomycetes; Acrospermales; Acrospermaceae. Gene Ontology annotation, cellular component: nucleus. The record is from RefSeq and is a predicted model, not a curated record. Gene Ontology annotation, molecular function: ATP-dependent chromatin remodeler activity; ATP binding; DNA binding. Gene Ontology annotation, biological process: positive regulation of transcription by RNA polymerase II.
CUUCUUACUAGGCAAGGUUGAGUGACAGGCUUCCGAAGGUCAUAUUUUCAGUAACUGUUCAUUUAUCCGCGAACGUUGCUUUACGUACCCCAUGGAAGUCAGACACAUCACUCACAUUUGAUCGCCUGAUAGGCGCCUUUGUUCACUUGAGAAGUCGUAAGAAGCACAGGGCGUAUCCCAUUGUCCCGCCAAAUCGGUCAAACAAUGAACAAAAUGGCAAAUCCGCAACCGUCACCAAUCGCAGCCAUGCCGCCGAAGCGACGCCAGACGCACGCUUUAGAUCUACUAGCACAAUUCAGCUCGGUCGGGAGCCAUCCAUCUGCAACACAAAUUCGGAGAUUCUCCCACGUUGAGAUACCCUCAAAAACCCCCACAUCAGCACUGCAACGUCCAUCAUAUCCUUUGAUCGAGAGGAAGUCGUCGAGAGUCGGUACACGUCUAUCCAAAAUUCGUCGUGCGCAAGACCAUGUGAAAAAGGCUCUCAAACUAGAACGCUAUCGCAAGGAUCUUAGCAAGGCUAAAAGACGCAAGACUAAAACAAUCCUAAUAUCUGAUACAAUGAGGCCGAAACGUACGAAGCAUGGCAUGGUCGCCAAGGCCAACACUGCUCGAAACCGUGUACGUCAAGACAUAGAAAUGAACACGAUCAAAAGACGAGACCAGUUCCUGCUAGAACACCAGAGCUACUUCAAGCCGCUAUUGCCACACAGCAAUUACAUAACAAAGCUUUCACACACGGCUGGCGGCAACGCACCUGAUACAUUCACCUACGAAGAGCUGGACAAACAGCCUGCAGGCCUUACAGCAACACUGAAGCCAUAUCAAUUGACGGGUCUAUCGUUCUUAGUCUAUCUAUAUCGCAACGGUAUGAACGGGAUCCUUGGUGAUGAGAUGGGCCUCGGGAAAACCUUACAAACAAUCGCCCUGAUGCAAUUCAUUGAAAAUGAACACCCCGUCAACCAUCUCGAAGAAAGAAGACCUUAUCUUGUGAUAUGUCCUCUUAGUGUGUUGUCCUCGUGGAUAUCAGAGGUGCGAAAAUGGGCACCGAAGCUUAAGAUCAUACAGUUGCAUGGAACGGCAGAGGAGCGCAUGUCGCUUAAGAGGGUUGCUACAGGGCUCGACGAUCGCUUCGGCAACGAGAUCGCAAAGUCUCGUAAAGCUUUGAAACUUGACGGCGAGCAGAUCGGAGAAUUCGACAUUAUUGUUACCACGUACGAUAUCUUCCUUAGACAAAAAUCGUGGUUCCAAACAUCGUUUGUAUGGCGCUACGUGAUCCUUGACGAAGGACACAAAAUCAAGAACAACAAAACGAUUAUCGCUGGCGCACUCCAAACCCUGAAGGCCGAGUACAGACUCAUACUGACUGGUACACCACUACAGAACAAUUUGACAGAGCUCUGGGCAUUACUUCACUGGCUCUAUCCGGACGUCUUUGUCGACAGAACUGCAGACUUGUUCCGUGACGCCUUUGAUCUAUCCAAAGGGAAUGUCAGCACGCAAGUCAUGGACCACGCAAGAAGACUAUUGGAAGUUAUUAUGCUCCGAAGGUUGAAAAACUCACCAGGAGUCAAUCUAGGCAUACCUCCAAAAACAGAAGUGCUACUCUAUGUACCACUAACACCCAUGCAAAAGUUUUGGUAUAUGCGACUUCUUACCAAGGCCGGUGAUGCCAUACUAGACGAUCUCUUUUCCGACGUGAAACAAGAAGAAGAAAAGGCUUUGCGGGUUGAGAUAUUGGAGCAAGAAAGAUUAACAAAGGUUGAGCUAUUAUUGCAAGCAAGAGAAUCACAUAGUGAAGCGGCCCAUCAGCGUAGUGCUUUCGACUAUGGCUGGGGAGAAAGCCGAGAAAUUAUGGAAACUGCUCUGGAACUAGAGAAAGCCGAGCAAGAAGCUACCUCAACUAAGUCAACUUGGACGAGAUUAAUGAACCUCAUCAUGCAGCUUCGCAAAUGCUGCACACACCCCUAUCAAUUGCCGAACGCUGCGCCUGAUGGCUACUUGGUAGGAGAACAUAUCGUGCUGGCUUCAGGCAAGUUCAUUGUCUUACGGAAGCUGCUUCAACAUCUUGUUUUUGAGAAACGGAAGAAGGUGUUGAUUUUCUCAGGCUUCCUAGGUGUGCUCAAGUGCGUGGAGGAUGUCCUUGCUUUCAUGGGCUUCCGAGAUGGAGCGGAGCACAACUACUUAACCUUGGACGGCAGUACUUCACGAGCCCGUCGAGAUUUGGCGAUACGAUUAUUCAAUACGACGCCGAACCAUAAUGUCAUACUGAUAUCGACGCGCGCUGGCGGACUAGGCAUCAAUCUGGCCACCGCGACCGAAGUUAUUUUUCUCGAUCAGGACUGGAAUCCCCAAGCAGACAUACAAGCCGAAGCUAGGGCCCACAGAAUUGGACAGACACAGCCAGUAACAGUCUAUAAAAUCUGCACAGCUGGCACAGUCGAAGAGCAAAUGAUGGGUAGAAUUCGAAAGAAGCUUUACCUAUCUGCUAAGAUUACAGAGUCAAUGCAGAGCAUUCACGGCCGAUUGACGUCAAAGAAUACACAUGGACAAGUAGCGUCAGACGCAAUGCCACAACUAAGCAUGUCAGAGCUCAAAUCUUUGCUUCGCAGAGGCGCUCAGACCUUGACUCGUCCACAGGUUGACGUAAACGAAAUGCUUUCGUGGGACGUUGAAACAAUGCUUGAUAAAUGUCGAGACCAACCUGUUGAUUUCCACAACAUGGAUAAUGCAUCAAGUAGACCAGACACGGAUGAAGAGAAAUGGCUCUCGGAGAUGGAGAAGGUCAAGACGGCUGUAUAUGAAGGCAAGCAUUUUCAACAACAGGUGACGGACAAAGAAAUCGAUGCUGUUCUGCCACCAGGGAUUACGAGAGCGGACAGACGCGAAGGCAAAAACACUACUGUUACGGUCGACGGGUGGGAGGUUAGUAAAGAGAGCAUAGAUUGCGGAGAUUGGGAAGCGGUGCCAACUCUCGCAGGAAAGGACCCACGCCUUGCAGAGCCAGUACGCGAAAAAAAACCUGAAAUUGAGCAUGAAUCCAUCUGUCACAUAUGUUGGGACGGUGGCGAACUACACUGCUGUGUUGGCUGCCCGCGGGCGUACCACGCUGAGUGCCUGGACGAGGUGGACCUUGCCGCCAUGACCAGACCAUUUGGAGCCACUUCUUGUCCGCAACACGUCUGUACUCAUUGUUCCAGAAAAGCUUACAUGGCGGGUGGUAUGGUGUUUCGCUGCAGAUUCUGCGAAAAUGCGUUUUGUGAAGAUUGUCUAGACUGGGACAAAACGAAACUCAUUGGCAGCAAUCUUCCUGAAUUUGAGAUGCUAGGCUUUGCAGCUGUUACCCAGGCCUACUACAUCAGCUGCCAGAUCUGUACUGAGCGUUGUGAGACGGACGAUCAGUAUCGUGCCUUUGUUGAAAACGAGACUACAAGGAUCAGAAUAGAGUACGAAGAAUGGCUGGAAUCGCGGAAUAUCGAUGGCUCUCAAUCGGCAGUCUUCGUAACCGACCCUUCUGAUUCCAGCUCCACUCAGGAGAAAGCUGGUAACAGAGUGCCUGGAUUCGACACUUCAUCUUCGCAAACACCGACCGUAUUCGACUCCGCUGCCCGAACACCCUUGUAUAUUAGCAUAGACUCACGCCAAACAGGCAUCAAACGUGGCAUUGAGGUAGACGACCUCGACGAAGCACUCUUAAUCCCGGAGAAGCGCAAAAAGUCCCGUGCGUUGGGAUCGUUCGGGCUCGAUAUCUUGUCUUUCUUCCGCGAUCCCACUUAGUCAGGCACGCACCGUUCUCGAAUCAUGAAGGCCAGUGUGUAUUCAGUCGUGCCAUGGGUUUACUUUCAUUUUCUUGACAUAUUAAUCUCGUGGCGCUGGCUGUGCGUCUUCGGCGAUACCUCAAACAUCGGGAUUGGGAUAUAUCAUAGCACGUAUCGUGCC